Molecule: messenger RNA, 1067 nt
Organism: Cryptomeria japonica (Japanese cedar)
Lineage: Eukaryota; Viridiplantae; Streptophyta; Pinopsida; Cupressales; Cupressaceae
Product: mitochondrial import inner membrane translocase subunit TIM22-4
Exons: 5
Coding region: 195-743 (182 amino acids)
Biological process (GO): protein insertion into mitochondrial inner membrane
Cellular component (GO): TIM22 mitochondrial import inner membrane insertion complex
Molecular function (GO): transmembrane protein transporter activity
Source: RefSeq, a predicted model, not a curated record
GGUUGUGUGGCCAAGGAAUCCGUGGCACACACGUUUGGGACCACGUCGGCACAGUGAAAAAACAUCCGUCGAGCCAUUUUGGGGUUUAUUUCGCCCGCCUGCGUUGCUUCUCAUCCUUCACAAACCCUCCGCUCUCAUUUUCUCCGCUGCGAACCACCAGGUAACGGUCGCGCAUCAUUCAGCCUUCAAUUUUCAUGUUCAAUGAUGGAUUUAUGCCCCUUCCUGCUUCACGUUCGAUGGCUUCACAAGGUGACCCAACAAACUCUGCUUCCUCCAAUGAAAGGCCUCUUGAAAAAAAAAUAGAUCCAGUGACACUCCCUACAUUUGAAGAAAUUCGGGGUCAAGAUAUUUGGAACAACUGUGCAGUUCGCAGUGUGGUCAGUGGUAUUUUGGGAGGUGGACUUGGAGUUUUUAUGGGUUUGUUCUUAGGUGCUCUGGACAAUCCACUUAUGCAAGAACAAAUGACAGCUAGGCAACAAUUUGUUUAUACGGCAAAGCAGAUGGGAGGCAGGAGUUUGAGCUCAGCCAAGGCAUUCGCAAUCAUGGGAGUUAUUUUCUCAGGAGUAGAAUGUGUUGUUGAGAAGGCAAGGGCUAAACAUGAUACUACUAACACCAUGGUUGCUGGAUGUGUUACUGGAGGAGCAUUAUCUGCAAAAGGUGGUCCACAAGCUGCUUGCCUUGGGUGUGCAGGCUUUGCUGCCUUCUCAGUUUUGAUUGAGAAAUUCUUGGAUAGAACCGACUAGGGGCUGCAUGUUUAUUGUUCUUCUUAUGGAGUUGGAAGUAGAAUUAAAUAUGACUUCACAAGUUUCAGUUCUAUUUUAUUAAUUAUUUUGAGGAUUCACUAUUCUUUUAUGCUAUUACGAUGGAAUGGUUGGUUUUUCCUACGUUGCAAAGUUUCUUUUGGUUGAAGCUUUGAACCAAUAUCAUGCAGAGGAAGUGUUGCUUUCACAGCUUUUAGGAGUCCAACAAUAUUUAUAUUGAAUGCAGCAAACUUGGGCCUUCCAAAAUUUUGCCCAUAUUUGUUUGCAUUUUAAUGUUUGGAAUAAAGGACAGGUAAUUCAUGUCAA